CUGGAAGCGGCCAACAGCUCUUCAGCUUUGCGAGGGGAAUAAGACCGAUCGCGCCUCUUUUUCUUUUUUUUUCUUUUAACGCUUCCCUGGCUCCCCCUUGGCAGAUCCUGGUCGCGGGGAGGGUCGCUCGCGGGGGUCGAUUUUGCCCCCCCCCCGCCACCCCACCCCGAGCAAGUUCGAGAUCUGUUACGGAUGCAUCUAUUUAUAUUUUCCUCCCUUUUUUUUUAGGUUAAUGUCAGAACAGUGAUGUGAAUACAAUACAAUUCCAGGAAUCCACCACUUCCUGGAAUAGAUUAAAAGGGCGCAAACAAAAGAUUACUGAGUAUUGCUCCUCUUUUUUUUUCCCUCCCCGCUCCCUCCUCCCCCCCUCCGCCGGCAGCGCUCCGAGGGCUGCAUUACUUGAAGAGCCAGCGCCGAGGGCAGCCGCGGCCAGUUUUGUCUCCGCUCACUGCUUCCGUACCGUUCGCCCGGGAGAGAUUAUUUAUUGCGAUAGACGUCUAUAUUUAUUGUUUUGUCAGUCCCUCCCUUUUGAUUUCACUGGCGAUUCUGAGCGCCACCCGAAAAGGAGAGACCAUUUUUUCCCUUUCUUAUAAGACUCACAUCCAAAAGAGUCACUUCUGUGUUUGAAGCUCAAGAAGAGUUUUGUGGAAACCAGCGAAGGACACGGACAUUUUCCUGCUCGUGGGCUGCCCUGAGUCCAGGCUUUCUAGGGAAGCUCGAAUACUUUUCUCGGAGGGAAUCUCCCAGGUGCUUUCGAGAGGACGUGUUCGGAUAAAACCAGCCUCCUCUAGCUCAGCAGCUUCGCCACCGACGGUGGGAGAUCAAAAGUGACGACAGAGAAGGUAGCCGAGAGAGGGAAAGGGAUUCCUCCCCCCCCCCCCCCCAUAAUCUCCCGUCCCUGGACGCCUUGAUGUUCUUUCAUUGGUCCUGGAGGGACAUGAUCCUCUGCGUUCAAGGAUCUCAUCCUUUGCUGGCAGAGGAAAAAUUCCAGAGACUGUCGUUUGGGGACCUUGCAGUGAAUGUGUCAGAGACGGUCAUGCAACCUCUAGCAGUUCCACCUUUCCAAGAACAGUCUGCUCCUCCCUCUGUGGCAGCCACACUUGAGAGCAACCCACCUCAAGCUCGAGAUCCAGAAGAGGAUCUGCUCUGCAUUGCCCAGACAUUUUCUUAUCUGCGAGAAUCUGGCUGGUACUGGGGCUCUAUUACAGCCAGUGAAGCCAAGCAGCAGCUCCAAAAGACACCUGAAGGAACUUUCCUGGUACGAGACAGCACUCACCCCAGUUACCUAUUCACACUCUCAGUGAAGACCAACCGAGGACCCACCAAUGUGCGCAUCGAAUAUGCUGACAGCAAGUUCCGGUUGGACUCCAACUGCCUCUCCAAACCACGAAUUCUAGCCUUUCCAGAUGUGGUUAGCCUUAUCCAGCAUUAUGUCCUUUCUUGCACUGUGGAGAGCAAGAGUGAGGCCCCUUACCCACCGCCCUUGCCUCUGCCUCCCAUCCAUAAGGAGAUGGCGGCCUCAGCCGUCCAUUUGAAACUCAUCCGGCCACUCAGCCGCAGGGACAGUGUUCCCAGCCUACAGCACCUCUGCCGGCUGCAGAUCAACCGAUCCACAGCGGAAACAGAACAGUUGCCUCUACCAAAGAGAAUGAAGGACUAUUUGAAGCAGUACCCUUUCCGGCUUUGAGGACACUUUCAGUUUCGCCUGAAGUGGACAGAUGAUAAAAACAACAUUAAAAACAAAACAAAACAAAGAACACAGGUGGAACACUUUGAGCUACUAGGGUGCCAGAAUAGCUACUGGGCACAGUUCAUUAGUGGCUUUCUGAAGAGAUUGUAUCUCUUCUCCACUCUCCAAAUUUUCCUGUAGCAACCUUGAUUCCAUUCCUGUGCCAUGGAGGAGGCUGCUUGUACCACUAGUUGCGCGCAUGUUGGCACACAAUUCCAGUGCUCAAACCUCAGGGCUUCUCUCUCUCUCUUGUUGACUGUGGCUGUGAGGAGACUCUCGUGACUUGUGCACAGUACUUGAAUUUCAGAGUCACUGUCAUACUGACAAUGCUCAAUCAUUGUUACUGUCAUUUAUUUAUACCCAUAGUAGUUUGAAUUCUCCUCCCCUCACCCCCUAUCAUUUCUAAGUGUGGAUUGUUUUAUUUUCCCUUCCUUUGUUCCCUUUCCUUUUACGAACGCAUUAUCAGAGAUGGGUUCCAACUGCAUCUAUCUGAAACAGUCCUCUAUUCCUGGAAGUUUUAAAUGUGGACUUUGUUUUAAGUUCUGGCCACUGCCUGCUCCACAGCCUGUGUAGGUGUAUGCAUUUCUGUUCUAGUGCCCCGCAGAUUUCUUGGCUAGACUGGAGCCAAGAUGGUGAUGGCUGUAGUCUGACACAUGUAGAAAUCACCAGGUUUAGGAAGGCAUGAACAUGUUGAAAAUUUGGCUCCAGUCACAUUCACCAUCCAGAUUUUGGGUCCCAUCACUGUGGCACACAGAAUUGCUUUCCUUCUCCCAUCUACCAUCAUCCAAGCCCGAAUAGUCCAUUUGGUCCAGGAUCACAGGGACAGUCUUCUUCCCACUUUCAAGCAGAAAAUACUGUUAUCCAGUAUUUUCAUGCACACACAGCUCUCACUGCAGAAAGCUGUAUAGGCAAUUUGAUAAAAUGCUGGUCACAUAUGACUAGUACCUCAUCAGAUUGCUUCUCCAGUUGGAUCUUAUUGUGUGUAGGUAUAUAAUAGAACCCUGGAUAUAGAUUUGUUUUUUUAAAUAAAAACAGAGAGGGCUACUGAAUAGUACUUGUCACACAAGGCUUAAACGCCUUGUAGCACCACAGGGUUUCAGAGACAACUGGAUGCUAAUAGGAAAGGCUUAACGCAUCGGCUUAAGCCAAAAUAGUGUUUUGAACCUUCUAUCAGAAUCAAAACAAUUAAAAACUUCCUCAAUGUCCUUUUUGGCUUCCCUAGACUUCAUGUGUACUUCUUAACUUCUGCUCCUUCUGUAACAUAUAGAGGAAGAAAAAGAUGGCAUGAAGGGUCAUCCAAGCAUCCACCCUUUUUGUACACUAUGUUCAGGUACACCUUGUAUGUGUUAGGAAGGAGGUUGAGACCCCAUAGUAGAUUGUCUAAGGUUAUAGAAAAGCCUUUGGCAUUAUUUCUGCCUUCCAUUUCUUCCUCAGCCUCAUGGCAUAUUCUCUGAACUCAUAUGGUAAAUGCAGAUGGUUGUCCUCCAUUUUGUGUCUAAAUUCUCAGGACAGUUUAUGGGUCUCUAUUUAAAAAAAAAACCCUAAGCCUGAUCUUGAAAGAGGUACCUUUGCUGUGUCACAGGGUCGAGAUGCAAGGAGGACCAAGUCCUGCCUUCUGCAGUGUGGUGCCAGUGGCCGUGUUGACUGGUGAUGGUGAGACCUGUUGGCCAACACACCUAGAGGGCACCAGGUUGGGGAAGCUAGAUAAGAUGCUAGAGUUAUUUGACAGAAAUGUAAGAGGUAAUGUAUGAAACAUACUAGAUCAGUAAUUUAGUAUGACCUGAUAUAUUUAGUCAGGGUCCUUCUUUUUUAUGUUUUCUAUUUCUAGAUUUCCUUUGGUUACUUUGACAACUGAAUGAAACUGUGUACAUGUGUGAUAUCUGGUUUGUUGAUCACUGGUCUUUUGACUUUAUGUGCCGUGGCAAGUGCUGCAGCGGGAGUGAAUGAAUGAGAGGAAGAAAAUAUAGUAAAAAUAAAAUACAAUAAAUGCUAUUUUUUAACUUAA
Molecule: messenger RNA, 3734 nt
Organism: Pogona vitticeps (central bearded dragon)
Lineage: Eukaryota; Metazoa; Chordata; Lepidosauria; Squamata; Agamidae
Gene: CISH
Product: cytokine inducible SH2 containing protein
Biological process (GO): intracellular signal transduction; phosphatidylinositol phosphate biosynthetic process
Cellular component (GO): phosphatidylinositol 3-kinase complex
Molecular function (GO): 1-phosphatidylinositol-3-kinase regulator activity
Source: RefSeq, a predicted model, not a curated record